CGUGCAAAACAGUAUAAAAGACACAGAGUUGGAAGUUCUGUAUUGUACGUAAUAACACAAAAUAAACGCAGAGAGUAGAUAUGAAGAGAUCGGCGGGAAACGCAUUGGUAUUGGCUGAAGAGGCUAGGAAGGCAGCCAGAAGAGCAAAGCUGGCCGCGCUGGCGGCUGUUGAAGCAGCAGUAAAGGCUACUUACUCCAACAUCCGCCGCCGCAGAACCCACCCUCCCCAUGCACUUCACAGCAGCGUUGUAAACUCUCAAUUGAAAUCCAGAACGACACCGCUUGCUUCAUCUACGUUCGGCAAGUUCUUCGGUCUUGUUGAUCCUCCUUGCACUGAAAGAUCCAAAAUCAUCUCUCAAUUCACCAAAAUGCAUGUUCGCCUGAACCCUGGAAUGAGGAAGGACCGUUUGUUUGAGCAUAAAAUUAUGCAUAUGGUCAGUUCAGGAAAGAGGAUUGGACUCGAAGAGCUUACCAAGUUUCUGUCCAAGUAAUUGAGACUUUACAGUUCGGGUCUUAAGGUUUUUUAGUCUCCAUCAUUGCUUUGCUACCGCAUUUUCUUUCGACAUAUUUAUGGCUUUGAAGAUUGUUUCAGAUAUGUAUAAACUAUAAUUAAAACUAGUUGGAAUUUAAGCAUUGACAUUUUAAGAUGUUCUAUGCAAAAUCAAAGAAGGUUUUUAUUCCUCCCUC
Molecule: messenger RNA, 687 nt
Organism: Jatropha curcas
Lineage: Eukaryota; Viridiplantae; Streptophyta; Magnoliopsida; Malpighiales; Euphorbiaceae
Source: RefSeq, a predicted model, not a curated record